CAUCCACGAAGCUGUCACGGAACUUAGCCAGAUGUACCCUCAUGCUGGAACAUGAGAGAUGAUCGGUCUGCUCUUUCACGAAAAGAACAUGAGUGUAGCUAAAUCAGUCAUGAUGUCUUACUUCACUGCCUAUGAGCCAGACCUAGUGCGGCAACGUAAAGCCAGAAGACUGAAAUGGAAGUGCUUCUGGGCAGCCAGUGUUAAUGAUCUCUUUGCUGUGGACCAGCAUAAUAAAUGGCUGAGGUUUGGGCUUGGUCUUCACACUGGAAUUGAGCCAUUUUUAGGGCGCAUCAUAUGGAUCCGAGUUUGGCACUCUAACAGAAAUCCACAGUUAAUCCUCAGCUACUACCUCGAUGCAAUCGCAGAACUUGGUCACAUGCCGCUGAUCACUCAAAGCAAUUUAGGCACCAAAAAUUAUGGCAUUGCAAAUGCACAGACCCUUCUGCACCAGCACUAUGACCCAACCCUGCAAGGGACUCUGCAACAUCGUUGGAUGUGUACAAAGAAAAAUGUAAUGCCGGAAAUCACUUGGUCACAGCUCCAGCAUAGGUUCACCCCUGGUUUUGAGAGCUUAUUGGAUGAAGGGGUCACUGAAGGCUGGUAUGAUUCAGGGAAUACCCUUCACACAUUCAUAGCACCUGUCUUGUGGUUUUAUGUGCUGAUGAUGUCUUGUCAUUUAUUUAGGAUGGUCUUUCGCUGGGUAUUUAUACCCUGGUUGCAGCAAGAGCUGAACACUUUUAGAGAUCAAGUGAAUAAUAGUGCCAAGAGGUGUGAUCGCAACAAGGUACUCCCACAUGGUGUCCUGAAUCUUAUCUAUGAUUCUCCUGAAGAUUUUGGAGUGUUGGACUUCAAGGUUUUUAUAGAUCGUGACAGUAUUGACUACAUUUGCGACUUCUAUAUCAAUGCUUCCAAUCCAGCAUUUGAUCUUGUCCCACCUAUGCUUGGCGAGCAUAUUGAACAUUGCUAUGACACAAUGGGACGCCCUACAGUCACUCAGUCAACAGUUUGGACUGUGUACAGGAACGUGCUUUCUGCUGUGCAGAGUGCAGAAAACCCACAUCCAGACUUACUA
Messenger RNA from Suillus subalutaceus, 1072 nucleotides. RefSeq lists its product as uncharacterized. NCBI's taxonomy places the organism in Eukaryota, Fungi, Basidiomycota, Agaricomycetes, Boletales, Suillaceae. The transcript has 5 exons. The record is from RefSeq and is a predicted model, not a curated record. The annotation marks the transcript as partial.